AUGUCCCAGGCCACUAUAUCCACGUCUUCUGCCCAGUCGAAAGACGUUGCCGGUCUUUCUUUGAUCGCUGCACACUCCCAUAUUUCAGGCCUAGGGCUCGAUGACAACUUGAAGCCUAAAGAGUCUGCCCAGGGAAUGGUGGGCCAGGUCAACGCCAGAAGAGCUGCUGGUCUUAUCUUGAAGCUUGUUCAGGCUGGUCAGAUUGCUGGUAGAGCUGUGCUUAUUGCUGGUCCUCCAUCUACAGGUAAAACCGCCAUUGCCAUGGGUUUGUCACAGUCUUUGGGCGAGGGCGUUCCAUUCACUGCUAUUGCUGGUUCUGAGAUCUUCUCGCUUGACUUGUCGAAGACUGAGUCUUUGACCCAGGCGUUCAGAAAAUCGAUCGGUAUUAAGAUCAAGGAGGAAACUGAGAUUAUUGAAGGUGAAGUGGUGGAAAUUCAAAUUGACAGAUCCAUCACUGGUGGCCACAAGCAAGGUAAACUUACGAUCAAAACCACAGACAUGGAAACUAUCUACGAGUUGGGUAACAAGAUGAUCGAGGGUUUGACCAAGGAGAAGGUUUUGGCUGGUGAUGUCAUUUCCAUCGAUAAGGCUUCCGGUAAGAUCACCAAGUUGGGUAAAUCUUUCACCAGAGCCAGAGACUACGAUGCUAUGGGCCCAGAAACCAAGUUCGUUCAGUGUCCAGAAGGUGAGUUGCAAAAGAGAAAGGAGGUUGUCCACACCGUCUCUCUUCACGAAAUUGAUGUUAUAAAUUCCCGUCAACAGGGCUUUUUGGCCUUGUUCUCCGGUGACACCGGCGAAAUCAGAUCCGAGGUUCGUGAUCAAAUCAACACUAAGGUCGCUGAAUGGAAGGAAGAAGGUAAGGCCGAGAUUGUGCCAGGUGUCUUGUUCAUCGAUGAGGUCCACAUGCUCGACAUCGAGAGUUUCUCUUUCAUCAACCGUGCUUUGGAGGAUGACUUUGCUCCAAUUGUCGUGAUGGCCACUAACCGUGGUGUUUCUCAGACCAGAGGUACUAGCUACAAGUCCCCACACGGUGUGCCAAUGGACUUGUUGGACAGAUCUAUCAUCAUUCACACUUCCAACUACUCUGCUGACGAGCUCAGAACCAUUUUGUCCAUCAGAGCCAACGAAGAAGAAGCCGAAUUGAGUGCCGAUGCCUUGGCUCUCUUAACGAAAAUCGGUGAAGAGACCAGUUUGAGAUAUGCUGCCAACUUGAUCGCGGUUGCUCAGCAGAUUGCCCUGAAGAGAAGAGCCACCACAAUUGAAUUGCCAGACGUCAAGAGAGCAUACACUUUGUUCUUGGACUCCGAGAGAUCUGUCCAGUUUGUCAACGAGAACUCCAAAUCGUUCAUUGACGACCAGGGCAAUGUCAAUUUGAGCACAAAUGGCAAGGCCAAGGAUGAUGACAAGAUGCAGACAGACUAG
Candidozyma haemuli is the source of this 1422-nucleotide messenger RNA. It is a transcript of the gene RVB2, whose product is annotated as RuvB family ATP-dependent DNA helicase reptin. Gene Ontology annotation, biological process: chromatin remodeling; box C/D snoRNP assembly; regulation of transcription by RNA polymerase II. The transcript has a single exon. The coding region runs from base 1 to 1422 and encodes 473 amino acids. Lineage: Eukaryota; Fungi; Ascomycota; Pichiomycetes; Serinales; Metschnikowiaceae. The record is from RefSeq and is a predicted model, not a curated record. Gene Ontology annotation, cellular component: Ino80 complex; NuA4 histone acetyltransferase complex; R2TP complex. Gene Ontology annotation, molecular function: ATP binding; ATP hydrolysis activity; DNA helicase activity.